Molecule: messenger RNA, 2736 nt
Organism: Tremella mesenterica DSM 1558
Lineage: Eukaryota; Fungi; Basidiomycota; Tremellomycetes; Tremellales; Tremellaceae
Exons: 28
Coding region: 1-2655 (884 amino acids)
Molecular function (GO): ATP-dependent chromatin remodeler activity; ATP binding
Source: RefSeq, a predicted model, not a curated record
AUGAACGGUCGCACAAGCUUGACGUCGCCAAGAAAAGGCUGCUCGAAAAGUUGGGAGCAAAAUCACCCAUUGCCAGGUCACCAGAUCCGAGAAGCAAUUCCCAGUCUGAUGUCUCAGGACAACCCAGUGAUUGCACCUUGGAACCGGCUUCCAUCUCCAGACUCGGUCACUGAACAGGAAGGAAUCUAUUCGGAAGAUGAGUACUUUGCAGACACACCCGGACCCACGCAGAGAGCUCAUCGAUCGUCCAGUCCUAUCAGCCCCACGGUCCACACACAGAACAAGGACCUAUUGGGUACGCGUCCUUCAUUCGUUUACACGAAGGCACAAGCUAUCAUCGGACCAUACCAGCUGGAUCCUACAGAUCCAAGUCUUUGUAUACCGCAGUCUAUCAACCGGUUCCUGAGAGAAUACCAGCGCGCAGGUGUCCGAUUUUUCUACGAGCACUACACGGAAGGCAGAGGUGGGAUAUUGGGCGAUGACAUGGGACUGGGCAAGACAAUCCAGGUUAUUGCCUUCCUCUCAGCGAUCAUGCGGAAAUCGGGUACAGAUGCGGAUUGGCAACGGCGUAAACGCUUGGUUCGGGGUUCAGCCACUGCUGUCCACCCCAGACACUGGCCUACUGCUCUCAUUGUGUGUCCCAAGUCACUCGUCAAUAAUUGGGAACGGGAGCUCGAGACGUGGGGAUAUUUCGAGCAUGCGACAUGGAGGAGCGAGAACGCCGAAACUGUCAGAUCACAAUUUUUGAAUGCCUAUCUGGAUAUCAUAAUUUGCUCACUGGAUACCGUGCGCGUUCACAGCGAGUCCAUCAAGUCCUUGCCCGUCUCAGUCCUGAUCGUGGACGAAGCCCAUCGCCUGAAAGAGCCAGAGGCUCAGACAACGCUUGCUCUGAAGAAGAUCGAAUGUCGCAUAUGCUUCGCUCUGACCGGCACGCUGAUUCAGAAUCGCAUGGAUGAGAUGUGGAGUGUACUUGAUCUUGUGUGGCGAGGAUGGGCUGGUACUUCAAAAGAAUGGCGUGAAUUUGCUGUGAACCCCAUUAAGCGGGGCCAUCGACUCAAUGGCACAGCCGAAGAGGUGGUCAAAGGCAUUAUGCGACUCGGCCUGGUGCAUGAGAAGAUUCUCCCACAUUUCUAUCUUCGUCGAGACAAGCGAUUGAUUGCGGAUGAGCUGCCGGAGAAGCGCGAUCUAGUGGUUUUCUGCCCCUUAGGGAUUGCUCAGAUUUCGGCUUAUCAGGCUCUCGUCGAUUCGGAAGGUGUUCAGUUCAUCUUGAAACGGAAGGAAGCCUGCGAUUGCGGCUCAGGGGAAGCGCGCAUUGACUGUUGUCAUCGGCUCACAGAAGAAGGCGAGACGCUAGGCAUGGCUGUUCUAAAAUACAUGAGUGCUCUAGGCAAGGUCUCAAAUGUGGGCUCCCAUCAUUCACAAUAUCAUACUAAUGAAGAAGCAUCUGGCUCUUCUGUACCAUGGCAAAGACGAUUCGCCGCAUACUGUAAGCAUGCAUCCGGAAUCCGUCGUGUGUUGACGGGUUGUAGCGCGAGGUCAACAGGCGGUUUUUCAGGAUUUGUGGAUCCUUCCAACUGUGGGAAAUGGAUGGUGAAUCAAUCCCAUGGUAUUGCCAAUGACUGGCGGAGAGACGACAAUGACAACAAAGUGUCCGGGUUCUCAUUCGACAUUCUCUCUGGAGAGGUGGAAGCCAACGAACGACAGGAAAUGGUAGAUCGGUUCCAAGAUCCUCAGCAGGAUUAUUUCAUCUUGCUCGUCAGCACCCUGGCCGGUGGCGUUGGGUUAAACCUCACAGCUGCCAACAAGGUUGUGAUAUUCGACCCAUCCUGGAAUCCUGCCAACGACUUGCAAGCUAUGGAUCGGGCUUUCCGAAUUGGGCAAAAGCGUCCAGUUGACGUGUAUCGUCUUAUAGGAAAGGGCACAUUGGAGGAGCUGAAAUAUGAACGCCAGAUCCAUAAGCAGCAAAGAGCACGACAGCUGAACGAAGGGACUUUUGAAAGGAGAAUACAUAUCGGGAUGGAGGGGGCUCGCAAUGUUGAAGAUCAGGGGGAACUUUUCGGAUCGCAGAACAUCUUCCGUUUCGAUCCGAAUGGGUUUGUCUCUAAAAAUUUGGAACGUAUUCAGCAAGCCGAGGACAAGUUCCUGCAAGAUCUGCUUGAAGCGGAGUACGACACCGAUGGAGUCUUAGACGACGAUUCAGAGGACGAAGCUGGGAGGAAAAUGCGGGAUGCUAAUAAAUUACGAGCUAAAGAGAAGGCAAAGUUGGUAGCUGUGAGGAAACGAAGUGAUGAUGAUUUAGUCCGAGAUGUUCUUGGGGAGGGAUCGUCAAAAGUUCGGAAGGAAGAUGAUAUGCUCAAAACUCUGCAUAUAGCCUCUCACGUUCACGAUGUAGCUUUUCGUGAUUCUACGGAAGAGAAGAAGAUUUAUGAAAUCGGUAUUAAACUUCUCCGAGAUAAUCCCUCUUUGGCACGAACUAUCAAAGCAAACGAUCUUGGUAAAUUGGGUAGACUGACAGGUGGACGUCGGAAGGACUCUGUUACUAGGGUUAAGAGAGAGAGGAAAGAGGAAAGUAGUGAUGAGGAACCAUGGAAGAGGAGGGUACAGAUUGGCAAGGCCAAAGCUAAAACGGAAAAUCUUGUGGAAUUGAGCGACUGAAUCGUCAAGCAAUUUGUCAACCUAUCUCUGCCCGAAUUGUAUUGUACAUCUUGAACUUCGUCAUGAAUCAUCGUGAUCAAC